Molecule: messenger RNA, 336 nt
Organism: Symbiodinium necroappetens
Lineage: Eukaryota; Dinophyceae; Suessiales; Symbiodiniaceae
Source: the annotation of a GenBank genome assembly
AUGUUACACUGCCCACAUCUUGCAUGCAUCAGUCCGGAGGGCAUGCGCAACAAGCUGGAUAUAUACAGGGACAACUUUGAGAGCCUUCAGCUAUCAUCGGAAGAAAGCACAGCCCGUUUGAUCCGGUGUGUCAACACUGGCCUCGAAGCUGAUACGUACCACCAGUUCUAUGCAGAAGAAAUACAAGCACUCUUGGAAAGGCGUGCAGAUCCAGCGGUGACAGUGGGCCUUUCAAGCCAAGCAACGUCGGUGUUAGAUGCCGUUGUGCAGAACAACAAUCUGCGAACAUCCGUUAAAGAGCGGACCGAAGAAUUUCUGCGGCGUGCUCUGCGGUGA